AUCAAUGGAAAGAGCCAAAGAAGUCGGCUCUGUCAUGUUAUCAGCUGUGUCCAAUCACAGCUGAUCGCAUGGGACAUCUACACUGAUCAUCAGGGCACUGAUGAUCAGUGUGCCCUGAUGAUCAGUGUAGCCCCUUCAGUGCCACCUGUCAGUGCUCAUCAAUGCCACCUGCCAGUGCCCAUCAGUGCCACAUCAAUGUCACAUCAAUACCACAUAUCAGUGCCCAUCUGAGCUGUCUUUCAGUGCCACCUAUCAGUGCCAGUGAGUGCCGCUUAUCAGUGCUGUCAGUCAUUGUUGCCUAUCAGUGCCAGUCAGUGCCACCUAUCAGUGC
Molecule: messenger RNA, 331 nt
Organism: Staurois parvus
Lineage: Eukaryota; Metazoa; Chordata; Amphibia; Anura; Ranidae
Source: the annotation of a GenBank genome assembly